This is a messenger RNA of Trichoplusia ni (cabbage looper), 403 nucleotides long. RefSeq lists its product as uncharacterized. The transcript is spliced from 3 exons. The coding region runs from base 1 to 270 and encodes 89 amino acids. NCBI's taxonomy places the organism in Eukaryota, Metazoa, Arthropoda, Insecta, Lepidoptera, Noctuidae. The record is from RefSeq and is a predicted model, not a curated record.
AUGAUUGCCGUACCAGAGGACGUGGGUAAUGACCACCGUUUCGGUUUCGGCUUCCGUUUCGGGAACCACGCGGAUUUACAAAUACUUUACGAGUUCGGACCUCAGACUGUCACGAAGCCGUUACAAGCUUCUAACAGGAUCCGCUCAACCCCAUACCGUCGCUUCGUGCGCCGGCGCCCAGUUCUGGAGCUGCUGCUGCGAGCUGGACUCAUCAAGAGGAAGUCUUAUGAUUACAAUGUUAUAGACGACUGUGAUGACGAGCCGAGAUAGAGGAUUUACUACAAAUUACUGUAAUACUGAGUUUGAAAGCUGUGUAAAUGGUAUCUUCUUAAAAAUAAUUGAAUAGAUAUUGCAAGAUUAUGGUCUCUUGUAAAUGCCUGUAAAAUAAGUCGAAUCAAGUUAU